CCGCCCCACGGCAGGAAACGGGAAUGCCAUUCCCCCGGGAUUCUCCGUUGGAUUCUUCCCGGAUCGAAUGGAUCCGAAUGGGCACCACCGUCGCCACCAACGCUUUACUCCAACGGCGCGGAGAACGUUUGGCCCUUGUGGUGACGCGCGGCUUCCGGGACCUUCUGUCCAUCGGAACCCAAUCCCGGCCCCACAUCUUCGACCUGACGGUGUCGGUUCCGGCGCUGCUCUACGAGGAGGUGGUGGAGGUGGACGAGCGCCUCAUCCCCCACCAAAGCGGCUGCGCUCUGCCCGGAGCCCAACGCGCGCCCAUCGUCCGAGGGUCCCUGGGGGCGACGCUGCGCGUCCAUCGGCCGCUGGAGCUGACGGCGCUGCGCGAGGAGCUCCUGCGCCUGCGGCACCGCGGGAUCCGCACCAUCGCCGUCCUCCUCCUCCACUCCUACGCGUGGCCGGACCACGAGGAGAAGGUCGGGGCUUUGGCGCGAGAGUUGGGCUUCGACCACGUCUCGUUGUCCUCUUCGGUGGCGGCCAUGGUGCGAGCGGUGCCGCGCGGGUACACGGCCUGUGCCGACGCCUACCUGACCCCCCUCAUCCGGAGGUACCUCCAGAGCUUCCGCCACGGCUUCCAAGACCACCUCAAGAACGUUCCGGUUCUCUUCAUGCGUUCCGACGGUGGUCUCACUCCCAUGGACCAUUUCAACGGCUCUCGCGCCAUCUUGUCCGGUCCGGCCGCCGGCGUCGUCGGUUGCGCCGUCACCACUUCCCGCCAUUUUCCCGGCGUUCCCAUCAUCGGUUUCGAUAUGGGCGGGACCUCCACCGACGUCAACCGUUACGCCGGAGAAUACGAACUCGUCUUCGAGGCCACCACCGCCGGAGUCCCCAUCCGCGUCCCCCAGAUGGACAUCAACACCGUAGCGGCCGGGGGAGGUUCUCAGCUCUUCUUCAGGUCUGGGCUCUACGUCGUUGGUCCCGAGUCGGCCGGAGCCCAUCCUGGACCCGCCUGUUACCGCAAAGGAGGUCCUCUGACGGUCACCGACGCCAACCUGUGCCUCGGCCGCCUCCUCCCGGAGUUCUUCCCUCGUAUCUUCGGUCCGGAUGAAGCGCAACCGUUGUGCCGGGAGACGGCGGCCACCGCCUUCCGCCGCUUGGCCACCACCAUCGAGGACUUCGAAGCCACCAACGGCCAACGCCGUCCCCUCACCGUGGAGGAGGUGGCCAUGGGCUUCAUCCGAGUGGCCAACGAGGCCAUGUGCCGACCCAUCCGCGCCCUCACCGAGGCUCGAGGUCACGCCACCUCUGACCACGUCUUGGCGUGUUUCGGUGGCGCCGGUGGCCAACACGCCUGCGCCAUCGCCCGCGCCCUCGGCAUCUCCAGGGUCUUCAUCCACAGGCACAGUGGGGUCCUCUCGGCGCUGGGGUUGGCGUUGGCCGAUGUGGUCCAGGAGCUCCAGGUUCCGUGUGCGCUCCGUUACGAAUCCCAAUCCUUCGCCGCUUUGGAUGAGCGCUUCGAGGAAUUGGAGCUCCGGUGUCGCCGCGCCCUCGAGGACAAUGGCUUCCGCGGGUCAGGGGUGCGGACGGAGCGUUUCCUGCACCUGCGCUACGCCGGCACCGACUGCGCUCUGAUGGUGUCGGCAAAGGGCUUCCCCUCCACCGACGCCUCCUGCGCCUCCGGAGACUUCCGCAGCGCCUUCACCGCACGGUAUGUGACGGAGUUUGGGUUCUCCAUCCCGGACCGCCCCAUCCUGGUGGACGAUGUCCGCGUCCGCGCCGUGGGCAGCAGCGGUGUCUCCUGCGACGCCCGACGGACUCCCACCGGGAGACCUCUUCGGCCCGAAAUGGUGACGCCGUGUUACUUCGACAACGGUUUCAUGGAGACUCCGGUGUUCCUUCUGGAGAACCUCGAGAGUGACCACACCAUCGACGGCCCCGCCAUCGUCAUCGACACCAACAGCACCAUCGUGGUGGAGCCGGGCUGUAGGGCCACCAUCACCGACUUUGGAGACAUCAUCAUCGCCGUGGGGUCGGGGACCCCUCGGCCUCUGUCCCCUCAACUCGACGCCGUCCACCUCUCCAUCUUCUCCCACCGCUUCAUGAGCAUCGCAGAGCAGAUGGGUCGCAUCCUGCAGCGAACGGCCAUCUCCACCAACAUCAAAGAGCGAUUGGACUUCUCCUGUGCCCUCUUCGGCCCCGACGGCGGUUUAGUGUCCAACGCUCCCCACAUCCCCGUCCACCUCGGGGCCAUGCAGGAGACCGUCCAGUUCCAGAUCCGCCACCUCGGGAAGGACCUUCAGGAGGGGGACGUGAUCCUGAGUAACCACCCGUGUGCCGGUGGGAGUCAUCUGCCCGACCUCACCGUCAUCACCCCCGUGUUUUGGGCGGGGCAGGAGGCGCCGGUGUUCUUCGUGGCGAGCCGCGGUCACCACGCGGACAUCGGAGGGAGCAGCCCGGGGUCGAUGCCACCGCACUCGCGGAGCCUCAGCGAGGAGGGCGCCACCUUCCUCUCCUUCAAACUCGUCAAGGGCGGAGCCUUCCAGGAGGAAGGUGUGCGCGCGGCGCUGCUGUCCCCGGGCGGUGUCCCCGGCUGCAGCGGGAGCCGCGCCCUGCGGGACAAUAUGGCCGACCUGCGCGCCCAGGUCGCCGCCAACCAGAAGGGGAUCCAACUGGUGAAGGAACUCAUCGGCCAAUAUGGCCUCCAGAGCGUCCAGGCCUACAUGGGGCACGUCCAGGCCAACGCGGAGCUGUGUGUUCGGGCGCUGCUGCGCUCCAUCGCCGCCCAAUGGGGCUCUGAGGUCGCCGCCGAAGACUUCAUGGACGACGGUUCCCCCAUUCGGCUGCGGGUCAAGAUGGACCCCCAAGAGGGCACCGCCAUCUUUGAUUUCUCGGGUACGGGGCCGGAGGUUUUGGGCAAUUGGAACGCUCCGCGCGCCAUUACUUUGUCCGCCCUCAUCUACUGCCUUCGCUGCAUGGUGGGAGAGGACAUCCCCCUCAACCAGGGGUGUUUGUCCCCCAUCCGUGUGGUGAUCCCCAAAGGGUCCCUCCUGGACCCCUCUCCGGAGGCGGCGGUUGUGGGGGGCAACGUCCUCACCUCCCAACGUUUGGUGGAUGUCAUCUUCAAAGCCUUCGGGGUCUGCGCCGCCUCUCAGGGCUGUAUGAACAACGUGACCUUCGGCGACGGCUCCCUCAGUUACUACGAGACGGUGGGGGGCGGGGCGGGGGCGGGGCCUCGCUGGCACGGCCGGAGCGGAGUGCACAGUCACAUGACCAACACCCGCAUCACCGACCCCGAAACGCUCGAGCUGCGGUACCCGGUGGUUUUGGGGUGCUUCUCUCUGCGGAAGGGUUCGGGGGGGGGGGGGUCUGUGGAAGGGGGGGGAUGGGGUGCAGCGGCGCCUCCUCUUCCGACGGCCGCUGACCCUCGCGGUGCUGAGCGAGAGGAGAGUCCUGCGGCCCUACGGCAUGAACGGGGGCAGCCCGGGGGCCGCGGGGCUCAACCUCCUCAUUCGCGGCGACGGUCGAAUCCUCAACCUCGGGGGGAAAACCUCAGUGCGAGUGGAACCCGGGGAUAUCUUCCACAUGGAAACCCCCGGCGGCGGCGGCUUCGGAACCCCCCGAGAAGAAGAAGAGGGGGGAGGGGGGGACCCUAAAAAAGAAGAAGAGCCCCCCAAAAUCUGGGGGGAACGCGGGAGCCUCGUCGAGUACCGGCGAGCGCAGGAGAGCGCCUGAGCCCCACGGCUAUGGGGCUGCCCCAUAAGUGGG
Molecule: messenger RNA, 3756 nt
Organism: Cuculus canorus (common cuckoo)
Lineage: Eukaryota; Metazoa; Chordata; Aves; Cuculiformes; Cuculidae
Gene: OPLAH
Product: 5-oxoprolinase, ATP-hydrolysing
Exons: 25
Coding region: 24-3644 (1206 amino acids)
Biological process (GO): glutathione metabolic process
Cellular component (GO): cytosol
Molecular function (GO): 5-oxoprolinase (ATP-hydrolyzing) activity
Source: RefSeq, a predicted model, not a curated record